Messenger RNA from Episyrphus balteatus (marmalade hoverfly), 2138 nucleotides. It is a transcript of the gene Aldh7A1, whose product is annotated as putative aldehyde dehydrogenase family 7 member A1 homolog. Gene Ontology annotation, molecular function: aldehyde dehydrogenase (NAD+) activity. The record is from RefSeq and is a predicted model, not a curated record. The transcript has 2 exons. NCBI's taxonomy places the organism in Eukaryota, Metazoa, Arthropoda, Insecta, Diptera, Syrphidae. The coding region runs from base 465 to 2075 and encodes 536 amino acids.
GAUUAUCUUUUUUAUCCCACAAGAUAUCACCACUAACAAACCAACCAACCAAAAAAAAAUCAUAGUUAUCUCCUCACUUUUGAUGAUAACUUAUUUAAUUUGAAAAAAAUCUAUAUAUAUCCACGAGAUUCUUAUUCUUUAGCCAUAUAGCUCAAAUCAACAACAAUUUAAAUUUGUAUUCUUAUCAAAAGAGAUAUUUGUAAUCUGUUUGUUUUGUUCGCUGGUGCGCUGCUGGUGUAGUUGUUGUUCAAAUGAUAAACUUUCGUAUGAUGACUGUGGACACUGAUAAGCAGCAGCAAAAACCAAUAAAGCCAUACUAACUACUCGUACACCAUAAUUUUUAAUAUAUUUUUCUAAAGCCGGCUAGAAAAAAAUUUUAGUUUCACUUUGCACUUGGAUAGUAUCAGUUGUUGGUUGAGUGUGUUUUGUAUUUUAAAAUUAAAUUAACUUUCCACUCAUUUAUCAUGGCUCAAAUCAGGCAACUUAGCAAGCUUAUGUUGAAGAAAAGCUUCCACACUAGCACACCAACUCGUAGUGCCUCUUAUCUCAUUGACACACCUGAAUAUUCAUUCCUUAAGGAUAUCGGUUUAGACCGAACCAAUCCGGGUGUCUUUAAUGGCUCAUGGAAGGGUUCAGGCGAAGCUGUUAAAUCAAUUGACCCUGGAACUGGCGAAGUAAUCGCCGAAGUUCGAAUGGGAACUGUUGCUGAAAUGCAAGAAACUAUUGGUUUUGCUGCACACGCCUAUAAAGAAUGGUGUACUGUUCCAGCACCGCAAAGAGGCGAAAUCAUUCGACAGAUUGGUGAUGAAUUGAGAAAGUAUAAGGAACCGUUGGGAAAAUUGGUCAGUUUGGAAGUUGGCAAGAUCUAUAGCGAGGGUCAGGGUGAAGUUCAGGAGUUUAUUGAUAUUUGUGAUUAUGCUGUUGGUUUGUCUCGAAUCUAUUCGGGACAAAUGAUUAAUUCCGAGCGAAGCAAUCAUACAAUUUUGGAAGCUUGGCGACCUGUGGGUUUGGUUGGAGUGAUAUCGGCUUACAACUUUCCAAAUGCCGUCUUUGGAUGGAAUGCAGCUAUUGCUUUGACAACAGGUAACAGUGUGUUAUGGAAAGGCUCCCCAAGCACCUCCUUGGUCUCAGUGGCAACAACAAAAAUCGUCUCCGAAGUUCUAAAGCGCAAUAACCUGCCUCCUAUUGCCACUCUCUGUCAAGGAGGCGUCGAAGUUGGCAAGAAUCUAGUCCAAGAUCCACGAGUUAAUUUAGUCUCCUUUACUGGCAGUUGUCAGGCUGGUCGUGAUGUCGGCGUGGAAGUCCAGAGAAGAUUUGGAAAGAGCAUUCUCGAAUUAGGUGGCAACAAUGCUCUCAUAGUCAAUGACGAUGCUGAUCUCAAUAUGGCCAUUGAUGCAGCUCUUUUCGGUUGUAUUGGAACUUCAGGACAACGAUGCACAUCCACAAGGAGGAUCAUUGUCCAUCAAGCUGUUUAUGAUGAGUUUGUUGCAAAGCUCACAAGCAAAUACGAUUUGGUUAUGAAUAAAAUCGGUCAUCAGUUGGAGGCUAAUACACUCUUUGGACCCGUCCAUUCGCAACAAAAUGUGGAUAGUUUCAAGUGUACAGUUGAUGAGGCAGUCAAAGCAGGUGGUAAGAUUGCUUACGGUGGAAAGGUAAUCCACAGGCCAGGAUUUUUCGUCGAACCGACGAUUAUUACAGACCUUUUCCAUGAUUCACCGGUUGUGCUGAAAGAAACCUUUGCUCCAAUUGUUUACGUUUUGAGAGCAAAAUCAUUGAAACAAGCAAUUCUUUGGAAUAACGAAGUCGAGCAAGGUCUUUCCUCGUCGAUAUUUACCAAAGACGUUUCAAAAAUGUUCCAAUGGAUCGGUCCAAAAGGAUCCGAUUGUGGUAUUGUAAAUAUCAAUACAACAACAAAUGGUGCUGAAAUCGGGGGUGCAUUUGGUGGAGAGAAACACACCGGAGGUGGACGAGAAUCGGGUUCGGAUGCAUGGAAACAUUAUUGCCGCAGGGCUACAAUUACAGUUAAUCAUUCUGGUGAAUUGGCAGCUGCGCAAGGUGUUGAAUUUCAAGUUUAGAAUUAAAAAAAAAAAACAAAUGAAACAAAAAGAGUUAACAAAAACGUCGAUGAAUUAUAGAGA